Messenger RNA from Apus apus (common swift), 4475 nucleotides. RefSeq names its product DET1 partner of COP1 E3 ubiquitin ligase (gene DET1). The transcript has 5 exons. Gene Ontology annotation, cellular component: nucleus; cullin-RING ubiquitin ligase complex. The record is from RefSeq and is a predicted model, not a curated record. Gene Ontology annotation, molecular function: ubiquitin protein ligase binding; ubiquitin-like ligase-substrate adaptor activity. NCBI's taxonomy places the organism in Eukaryota, Metazoa, Chordata, Aves, Apodiformes, Apodidae. The coding region runs from base 278 to 1933 and encodes 551 amino acids. Gene Ontology annotation, biological process: protein ubiquitination; positive regulation of proteasomal ubiquitin-dependent protein catabolic process.
UGGCGGCGGCCAUGGCGUGAGCGGCGGCGGGGGGACCCAGCGCCGGGCCGGGCGGCGAGCGCAGCCGCCGCCUCCUCCCGACCCCCCGGCGCGGGCCCUGUGUCCUUGCCCGGCCAGGAGGCCGCCGCGGCCCCCGGUUCCCCCGUGUCCCCUCACCCUCGCGGGAGAGCAGCCAGCGGCCCCGCUCCCCUCGGCAGGCGGGACCGCAGCUUCCCAGAGGCUUCCCCUGGAGCUUCCCUGUUACCAGGCAGGGCGAAGAUGAAGUAGAACUCUGACCAUGGACCAUGAUGCCCCCACGAUCAGGCCACGCCGCAUCCAGAACCAGAACGUCAUCCACCGCCUGGAGCGCCGCCGGAUCAGCUCGGGAAAAGCCGGCACCCACUGGCACCAGGUCCGCGUCUUCCACCAGAACGUCUUCCCCAACUUCACCGUGGUCAACGUGGAGAAGCCGCCCUGCUUCUUGCGCAAGUUCUCCCCCGACGGCCGCUACUUCAUCGCCUUCUCCUCGGACCAGACCUCUCUGGAGAUCUACGAGUACCAAGGCUGCCAGGCGGCCGAAGACCUCCUGCAGGGCUACGAGGGGGAGAUCCUGGCCAACGGCAACGACCAAAGGUCUGUCAACAUCCGGGGGCGGCUCUUCGAGCGCUUCUUCGUCCUGCUCCACAUCACCAACGUGGCCUCCAACGGCGAGCACCUGAACCGGGAGUGCAGCCUCUUCACCGACGACUGCCGCUACGUGAUCGUGGGCUCGGCCGCCUACCUGCCCGAGGAGCCCCACCCGCCCUUCUUCGAGGUCUAUCGCAACAGCGAGUCCGUCACCCCCAACCCCCGCUCCCCCUUGGAGGAUUAUUCCUUGCACAUCAUCGACCUCCACACCGGCAGGCUCUGCGACACCCGGACCUUCAAAUGCGACAAGGUCAUCCUGUCGCACAACCAGGGGCUGUACCUCUACAAGAACAUCUUGGCCAUCCUCUCGGUGCAGCAACAGACCAUUCACGUCUUUCAGGUCACGCCCGAGGGCACCUUCAUCGACGUGCGGACCAUCGGGCGCUUCUGCUACGAGGACGACCUGCUGACCCUGUCUGCCGUGUAUCCCGAGGUGCAGCGGGACACUCAGACGGGGAUGGCCAACCCCUACAAGGAGCCCUUCAUCAACUCCUUGAAGCACAGGCUGCUGGUGUACCUGUGGAGAAGGGCCGAGCAGGACGGAAGCGCUAUAGCCAAACGCAGGUUCUUCCAGUACUUUGACCAGCUGAGGCAGCUCCGCAUGUGGAAGAUGCAGCUCUUGGAUGAGAACCAUCUCUUCAUCAAGUACACCAGUGAAGACGUGGUCACGCUGCGGGUGACAGACCCUUCCCAGCCUUCCUUCUUCGUUGUGUACAACAUGGUGACCACAGAAGUUAUUGCUGUAUUUGAGAAUACGUCUGAUGAGCUGCUGGAGCUGUUUGAGAACUUCUGUGACCUCUUCAGGAAUGCCACCCUGCACAGUGAGGCAGUUCAGUUCCCCUGCUCAGCUUCCAGCAACAACUUUGCCAGGCAGAUCCAGCGCCGGUUCAAAGACACUAUCGUGAAUGCCAAGUAUGGAGGGCACACGGAGGCCGUGCGGAGGCUGCUGGGGCAGCUCCCCAUCAGUGCCCAGUCGUACAGUGGCAGCCCCUACCUUGACCUCUCCCUUUUCAGCUAUGAUGACAAGUGGGUGUCAGUCAUGGAACGGCCCAAGACCUGCGGUGAUCACCCUAUAAGAUUUUACGCUCGUGAUUCUGGCCUCCUGAAGUUUGAGAUCCAGGCGGGACUCCUGGGGCGACCCAUCAAUCACACGGUGCGGCGCCUGGUCGCGUUCACCUUCCACCCCUUCGAGCCCUUUGCCAUCUCGGUGCAGCGCACCAACGCCGAGUACGUGGUGAACUUCCACAUGAGGCACAGCUGCACGUAGUCCCACAUGGGGCUGGGGUGGCUGCGCUCCUCGGGUCUGGGCCUCUGCCACAGAUGCACCAAAGCCAGAUACUUGUGGGUCCUAGGAAACCAAACUCAUGUCAAGAAACCUGGGAGCUCCUACCAGCCAGCACCUUGCAGUGCCCUCAGCUGUGGAAAGCCCGUCCGCUCAAGUGAGGUGUAGAAAUGUUUCUUCUGACCCUGUUUGUACUGCAUGGGUCCUGCUGCAUUAAGCACUGCUGUUGUUCCCUCUUCCUGUUGAUGAACAAAGUGUAGCUGAGGUUUCUUGCCCGGUUUCCCAGAGGCAUGUCACUUUUCUCUCCCAAUGUAGGUCUUACGAUGGCAAAGAUGGAGCUUUGCAACGUGUUUGUGGAGUGCUCCCUUCUGUACUGGUGCUCUCCUACCUUGCUGAGACAAACAGCUUGUUGUGGAGUGUUGGGAUGGGAGCCACGGGGAGGGAUUAGAAAUACAGCUACCCAUGUUUGCAUCUUCAGAAUGACUAGGGAAAUGGAAUCCUGUUCUCAUCGCAAAAUCUACUCAUGAUUUUAAUAUGCAAGAGGUCAGGAAAAAAAAGGUGUGAGAAAUGGCUGCAGUUGAGAGACAUGAGGUGUGUUCCUGACUUUUAUGCAAGUCACUUAAUCUUUGUGCCUUAGUACCUGUAAAAGCUCCUAGGUGAAAGGUGGUGUGUCAAUACCAGAAAGCCAGGGCAGCUGGUUGUGUCUCUAAUGCACGAGGAGGUGGGCACAGAAGGAAAAUGGGCGGCUGGGAGGGGUGUGGAGAGCUACAACAGCUCCUUGGUCACAUUGGAAGGACUUUUUCUGCAGCAUGGGAGUGAAUCCUCUCGGCCAUCUGCAGGUUUUGCUACUGAGGGGAAGGGAGACCCAGCUGCUGGCACCCUCCUGCCUGUUGCAGUACAAUGCUAGGAAUUAGUAGCAUUUAGGAUUGCCCAGAAUAGGUGGGAGGAGACCUGAAUUACUGUGCAUUGCUGCAGGUUUGCAGUUAGGAGAGGACCUUGUCUUAGGUUGUUUACCUAUCCCUUUUUGAUGUGCUGUUCUCUGUGAGAACCCCAUUUGCUGUUCCCAGGCUUCAAAGCACAGCUUGUGGGUGUGUCCAUGCUGACUGGGCCACUGCCCUGUUUCUGCUGCUGAUAAAAUAAGCUCCUGGGUGUUAUUACCUGCCACUGUGAGCUGGUGAGGAUGCUGGCCUACCCUCUUCUCUGGAAAAUGGAGUUUUUUGUUGUAGGGCAGCAUAUUUCUGCACACAGGCUGGUUUAUGACUGUGCUGCCAGGUAGUGCCACCAUCCCAGGAUCACGAGGUGCUCCGUCGGAAGCUGGAGCCUGCUCUUGGCCCAUUCCCAUGGGAGCUACUGAGAGGGCAGUAGAAAACUGGUGCUUAUACAUGGGAGACCCUGUACUUGAAAGGACCCUGGGGGUGUCUUGUUUGGGACAAAAUGAGCUAUGGGUGAUGUGUUGUGGCCACAUGCCUGUGAAGAACAGUGUUGAAGUUGUGCAUUCAUUUUGCAUGGUAACGCACAGGAUAGUGGGUUGCUGGUGCCUGCUUAGAGCAUGAAUAGUGGACCUUCUAAUGGAGGGUGCCCUGGGGUCCUUGAAUCAGCCUUUACUCUCUGUCUCAUGGCACUUAUCUCCUGGCCUUGCUAAUCGUGUUUCAAGGGUAAGACAUUGUAUUUCACUGCUCUUUGCCUGGUGUUUGCACUGUUGGUUUCUCAGGUCUGUCAGUAGCGACUUCAGGUCAGAAGACUGCUAAUAGAAGAAGUGUCAGGCCAUGUGUGCUUUAGCUCCAGGUUCCUCUCCAUCUGAUAACACUAUUUGUCAAGGUUUUAGGUUUUUAACCUGUGACCAGUUUCUCAAAUAUUCAAUUAAAGCUCCAAGUGGAGCAUCAUUUGCACAUUGCAGACCAUGGAUUUACCUCCUUCUGCACCAUUCUCACAUUUGUUCCCAUUUCCAGUGUGAGACUUCUUGGUUUUUUUCUUUUCCAAAGUUCUCAGCAGCUCUAUCCAAGACUCAGUUUACUCCUUGGCAUCACAGCCUUGGGAAGUCAGGGCAAACCACAUUGAUAUUUCUGCAGUCUGGGCUUUUGCCAAAUUCAGGCUGUCCUGUGAGAAGCAGAGAGCAUGGCAUGAAUUGUUGGAUGUGGGGCUGAGAGACCAGAGAUCUGUUCUUAGCUCUGCUAUUAAAUUGUUCUGUGACUGGGAGCAAAUCUCCUCCUGUUCCAGCUGGUGUUUUCUUCUCCGUAAAUGAGGCCAAAAACAUAUUUUCAGCUUUUGUAAAACACUUUGAGAUUCAUGGAUAAAAAAAAUGCUGGAUAAGUGCUAAGUAUUUUCUUAUUGUGUUUGCAGACAAACUGAUUAAUCAUUCUGGGUACUAAUUGCCUUGGAGUAGCGUAGCAGAUCCUCUGGUCUUGGCUGCUGCAUUUUAUAUCUACAACAGAGUUAAUUUUAUUACAGAAAUGUAUUGAAGGAAAAGUCUCUCAUGCUUGAAAUUUUGUUUCUUUUAUUUAAGAAACUGAAAGUGUGUGUGUGUGUG